CCGGCAGUGACGCACGGCCCCGGGCCCGCCCCGGCAGUGACGCGGCCGCCCUGGGCCCGCCCCCGGCCCACGCCGGGCCCUUCCUUUCUCGCCGACAUCUUGCGGAGCAGCUGCGGCCGCAUCAUGCCGCCCAAAGACGAUAAGAAGAAGAAGGACGCGGGCAAGUCCGCCAAGAAGGACAAGGACCCGGUCAACAAGUCCGGCGGCAAAGCCAAGAAGAAGAAGUGGUCCAAGGGGAAAGUGAGAGACAAGUUGAACAACCUCGUCCUGUUUGACAAGGCCACUUAUGACAAACUGUGCAAAGAAGUGCCCAACUACAAGCUCAUCACACCUGCAGUUGUCUCAGAAAGGCUGAAGAUUCGAGGUUCCCUGGCUCGGGCUGCCCUCCAGGAGCUCCUCAGCAAAGGGUUGAUCAAACUGGUGUCCAAGCACCGAGCCCAGGUGAUUUACACCCGGAACACGAAAGGUGGAGACGCGCCUGCUGCAGGGGAGGACGCGUAGGGAGGUUCUUCAGUGACUUCGUCAACAAUGUGUCAUAUGUAGAUGCACACAAUAAAAUUAUUGGUUAUAAUUUUUCUUGAUUUUUCAA
Molecule: messenger RNA, 589 nt
Organism: Zonotrichia leucophrys gambelii
Lineage: Eukaryota; Metazoa; Chordata; Aves; Passeriformes; Passerellidae
Gene: RPS25
Product: ribosomal protein S25
Exons: 5
Coding region: 124-501 (125 amino acids)
Cellular component (GO): cytosolic small ribosomal subunit
Molecular function (GO): structural constituent of ribosome
Source: RefSeq, a predicted model, not a curated record